AUGAAAUUCAGACUCCCGCCAUUUGGAUUUCGAGAGAGAUUAGCGAAGAAAUCAGCAAAACAGCGUAGUGACCAAGUUGAUGAGCAACUCCUCGAAUACGGCCGUCAAGAGAGAAGACAGUCUCUGUCUCUCUUGACUGGAAAGGGAACUUUCCACGAUAUCUUAAUUCUAGGUCGACGUGGAUCCGGGAAGUCUACCGUGAUAAAGCUCUUUAGACUUGAGGAUGGAGGUUUUUCUGAUGACGAAAAAGAAGCCCAGAAGGCACUCAUUCCGAGUCACAUUAUCACAUUUACCAAGGUUAUCUUGGAUAACUUUCUUGAGGAAGAUAUUAUCCUCAGUGAAAUCCUUCAUUCAUAG
Penicillium angulare is the source of this 357-nucleotide messenger RNA. RefSeq names its product G protein complex alpha subunit GanA. Bases 1 to 357 code for a protein of 118 amino acids. NCBI's taxonomy places the organism in Eukaryota, Fungi, Ascomycota, Eurotiomycetes, Eurotiales, Aspergillaceae. The transcript has 2 exons. Gene Ontology annotation, biological process: signal transduction. The record is from RefSeq and is a predicted model, not a curated record.